Dioscorea cayenensis subsp. rotundata (Guinea yam) is the source of this 2410-nucleotide messenger RNA. Its product is annotated as beta-galactosidase 16-like. Gene Ontology annotation, biological process: carbohydrate metabolic process. Gene Ontology annotation, cellular component: vacuole; cell wall. Gene Ontology annotation, molecular function: carbohydrate binding; beta-galactosidase activity. The record is from RefSeq and is a predicted model, not a curated record. Lineage: Eukaryota; Viridiplantae; Streptophyta; Magnoliopsida; Dioscoreales; Dioscoreaceae.
CUCUGGUUCCAUUCAUUAUCCUCGUAGCACUCCUCAGAUGUGGGCAAAUCUUAUUGAAAAGGCCAAGAGAGGAGGACUUGAUGUAAUACAAACAUAUGUGUUUUGGAAUGUUCAUGAGCCUGUUCAAGGAAAGUAUAAUUUUGAAGGGAGAUAUGAUUUGGUGAGAUUCAUCAAGGAAGUUAGAAAUCAUGGCCUUUAUGCGAGCUUAAGGAUUGGCCCAUUCAUUGAAUCUGAAUGGAAGUAUGGAGGCUUCCCAUUUUGGUUGCAUGACAUCCCUGGCAUUGUUUUUAGAUCAGAUAAUGAACCCUUCAAGUUUUACAUGCAGAAAUUUGUAUCAAUGAUUGUGAACAUGAUGAAGUCUGAGAAACUGUAUGCAUCUCAAGGAGGUCCAAUUGUAAUUUCUCAGAUUGAAAAUGAGUACCAGUUAGUUGAGGGUGCAUUCCAUGAGAAAGGGCCUCCUUAUGUUAUUUGGGCAGCAUCAAUGGCUGUAGGACUUGGAACUGGUGUGCCAUGGAUGAUGUGCAAGCAAGAUGAUGCUCCAGACCCAGUGAUUAAUACAUGCAAUGGGAUGAGUUGUGGAGAAACUUUUGCAGGUCCUAAUUCACCAAACAAGCCAGCAUUGUGGACCGAAAAUUGGACCUCUUUCUAUCAAGUAUUCGGUGGCGAACCAUAUAUACGCAGUGCUGAAGAUAUUGCUUUCCAUGUUGCAUUAUUCAUAGCCAAAGGUGGAAGCUUUGUGAACUACUAUAUGUAUCAUGGAGGAACAAAUCUUGGAAGAUCGGCAUCGGCUUAUGUAACUACAAGUUAUUACGAUGAAGCUCCUCUUGAUGAAUAUGGUAUGAUAAACAAUCCUAAAUGGGAUCACCUCAGGGAAUUACACGCUGCUGUGAAGAAAUCCUCUCAACCAUUGCUUUGGGGAAAACAGACUAAUCUUUCACUUGGCCUAUUACAACAGGCUUAUAUUUUUCAAGAAAAUUCAAGUAGAUGUGCAGCUUUUCUUGUAAACAAUGAUACAUUAAGUAAUGUAUCUGUUAUGUUUCGUAAUACCGUAUAUGAGUUGCCUCAAAAGUCGAUUAGUAUCCUACCAGAUUGCAAGAAUGUUGUCUUCAAUACUGCAACUGUGAAUGCUCAAUCUGGUGUAAGAUCAACUAUUGCAGUAGAACAUUUCAACCAAACUAAGAACUGGUUGGCAUUUGCCGAAGGAGUCUCUAACAUUGGUAAGGCAUCGUUUGCCAAAAACGGGCUAUUAGACCAAUUGUCUAUCACCAAAGAUACAACCGACUAUCUUUGGUACACUGUCGGUUAUGAUUAUACAUCAACUGAGGAUCAUCAAUGGCUGCUUCGAGUCAAUUCGCAUGCCCAUGUUCUUCAUGCUUUUAUAAAUGAUGAAUUUAUAGGAACUGAGCAUGGGAGUCAUAAUUCUGAAGGAGUGGUGUUUGAGAAACCUAUCUCAUUACUGAAUGGGAAAAAUAACUUUUCAUUUUUGAGUGUUAUGGUUGGAUCACCGGAUUCAGGGGCAUAUCUAGAACAUAAAAUUUUUGGACUUCAGAGAGUGAGAAUUCAGGGAAAUAUUAAUGUUCAAGAUUUCGGUAAUCAGCUGUGGGGAUAUCAGGUUGGAUUGCAAGGUGAAAAAUUAGAAGUCUACACUGAAAAAGGAUCAGAAUCUGUUGAAUGGAAUACAUUUGAUACAUUUGUUCAUCAGUCAUUAGCAUGGUACAAGACGACGUUUGAUGCUCCGCCGGGAAGCGACCCAGUGGCACUCAAUCUUCAGAGCAUGGGAAAAGGCGAGGUUUGGAUUAACGGUGAAAGCAUUGGCCGAUAUUGGGUUUCUUUUCUUACUCCCAAGAAUCAAUCUUCUCAAACUCUGUAUGUAAUAUGGUAUCACAUUCCUCGUGCUUUUCUACAACCUUCAAACAAUCUACUUGUUCUCUUCGAGGAAAUGAGUGGAGAUCCUCUUCAAAUUACACUAGAAACUAUAUCUGUUUCCCACAUAUGCAAUGCGGCAGAAGAGCCAAAAAUGCAUAAGAUCUUAUCACCAAAACGGCGACCAGAAGUUCAUCUCCAAUGUCAUCAAGGGAAAAGAAUCUCAGCUAUAGACUUUGCAAGUUAUGGAACUCCUAAUGGAGAUUGUGCAAGCUAUUCAAUUGGUAGUUGUCACUCAAAUGCAUCUAAAGCUGUUGUUCAAGAGGUUUGUUUAGGCAAGAAUGCAUGUUCAAUCUCUGUUUCAGCAGUGCAAUUUCGGCAGCGAUCCAUGCCCGGAAACUUCAAAAUCUCUACUAGUUGCAGCAAUUUGCAGUUGAACAAUGAUGAUUAAUUGAAACAUAAGAAAAAGAUCAAAGAUUCAGUAGAAGUAUUAUGUCAAUGUUGUGCACUUAAUUUUAUUUUUACUUUUAUUUUCAACAUUGAUGAG